Parastagonospora nodorum SN15 is the source of this 1620-nucleotide messenger RNA. RefSeq lists its product as hypothetical. The transcript is spliced from 3 exons. Bases 1 to 1620 code for a protein of 539 amino acids. Gene Ontology annotation, cellular component: endoplasmic reticulum lumen. Gene Ontology annotation, biological process: retrograde protein transport, ER to cytosol; endoplasmic reticulum unfolded protein response. The record is from RefSeq and is a predicted model, not a curated record. Lineage: Eukaryota; Fungi; Ascomycota; Dothideomycetes; Pleosporales; Phaeosphaeriaceae.
AUGCGGAAUUUCUGGGCACUUCCGGCUGUCUUGCGCAUUGCGCUCGCAAGCCAACACGCUUUCAGUGUGUUUGAUGACCUUCUGGCGUUCCCUCAGUAUGAAGUGACAUGGCCCGACACAUAUGUCACCGAGGACGACGCAACAUCGCUCCUAUCGCCACAUGCAUCGCCCAGCUCGAGCUCCGCGAUACCAAGUUCCCAGGAGACGCAGGAGCUAUCAAAGCGUGAAAAAGGCGCGCAAAUACCACCUGCCGAGGAUGCCCUCGAGUAUACGUACGAAGCCGUUGUACUGCAGGGCCAGCGCUAUCUAUGCAGCAUCCCGACAAUACCCGAGGAAGUCCCACUGAACAGUACGACAAGCGCUGAGGAAGCAAAGGCCGAAGAAGAGAAGGAGCUGGUGCGCGCCACAGACCGUGGCUGGGAGCUGCUCGAGGGGAUGAAGGGCAGCUGCAUAUACUAUCUGAGCGGAUGGUGGAGCUACAGCUUCUGCUACAAGAAGGAAGUUAAGCAGUUUCACCAACUACCGCCGAGUCGGGGUGUGUCUCUCUAUCCACCAGUCGAGGACACUUCGGUGCACAGCUUUGUCCUGGGCAGAUACCAGAAGGAGAAGGAGACUAAGAAGGAUGCGCGGAAGACUCUGGGCAGUGAACAGGGCAGCAAAGAGACAUUCGACGACGAGGGCAAUGUGAAGGAUGAGUCGGAGAGUGCGCUGGACCUGCCGAGACUGGAGAGCAAGGGAUCGAGCAGAUACAUGGUGCAACGGUUGAAUGGAGGCACCGAGUGCGAUUUGACAGGCAGACCGCGAAAGAUCGAUGUGCAGUUCCACUGCAACCCCCACUCCGCCGACCGGAUCGCCAUGAUCAAAGAGACCAGCACAUGCUCCUACCUCAUGAUAGUUGAGACCCCACGCCUCUGCCACGAUGUGGCUUUCUCCCCACCUCAAGACAACCUCGCUCAUGCCAUAACCUGCCAGCCCGUCAUCCCCGACUCGGAAGUCGAGGACUGGAGAAUAGCAUCGGCAGCCAGACUGGCGGCUAAGAUCACAGAAGCUGAGCGCCUCAUUGCCGAACACGAUGACGCGAACUCCAAUCCUCUUCGCGAAGUCACUGAAGGACUCGAAGGCUCUUCCAAGCGCGGCCCCAUUAUUGGAGGCAUCGAAGUCGGCGCCCGAGCGCUCGUCGGCAGCGAAGGCAAGGUCAUCGAGAAGAGCGUCGUCGUGGGCGGCGGUAAAGAGGUCUUCGUUGCUACUGUAGCAAGCAGCGACGGCAAGCAAAUGUCCAAAGAGGACAUGAAGAAGUACAACAUCGCAGACCCAAAAGACGUCGAGAAGUUCAAGACCAACUUGAAGAAGCUGGCAGGACGAAAGGGUUGGAAGCUAGAUCUCGUCGACACACCAAAGGGGCGAGAGUUCAGGGGCAUCAUCGAAGCGGAUGAUGCGGAAGAAGGACAGAAAGAAGUCAAAAAGGAGAAGGACAGAGAAGAAAAGGGGAGAGAAGAGAAGGGCGGCAUGGGUACUGACAAGAAACAAGCACCGAAGCCGGCGGCGGACGAAGACGAAGAUGAAGAUGAAGAUGACGAGCCCCAAGAAGGCAGUGAGGAAGUAUACAAAGACGAGCUCUGA